AUGGCUGCACCAGAAGGGGUUGUGCCCACCAAGGUUGAGGCCGAUGAGAAGGCCACCGGUGGCCUUCCUGGCUACGACACCGGCAGUGGACAGGAGAUCCGAGGCGAUAUCAGCGAGGACAGCUGGGCAACACGCAAUGGCCUGAACAUGAAGUCCUUCACGAAGAAGGAAUAUGGUCUGGGCCUUGUCGAGCUCGAACGCGCCAUGAGCUCCCGUCAUCUCCACAUGAUUGCCAUUGGCGGUUCCAUUGGUGCUGGUUUCUUCGUCGGUUCCGGUGGUGCUCUGAGUAAGGGUGGUCCAGGAUCGCUCUUGAUCGACUUCGUUCUCGUGGGUAUCAUGAUGUUCAACGUCGUGUAUGCCUUGGGUGAACUCGCUGUUAUGUAUCCCGUCUCUGGUGGCUUCUACACGUACUCGACUCGCUUUAUCGAUCCUUCGUGGGGUUUCGCCAUGGGCUGGAACUACGUCUUCCAGUGGGCCAUCGUACUACCGCUUGAGUUGACUGUUUCUGGUCUUGUUGUCGCAUACUGGAAUGACACUGUCAACGUCGCCGUUUGGAUCACACUUUUUCUCGUCGUCAUUAUCAUCAUCAACAUCUUCGGAUCUAUAGGAUACGCCGAGGAGGAAUUUUGGUCGUCCUGCCUGAAGCUCGGAGCUACUGUCGUCUUUAUGAUCAUCUGCCUCGUCCUGGUCCUCGGUGGCGGACCGUCCAGCGGCAGAUACAGCGAGUACCAGGGUGCGAAGACGUGGUAUGACCCUGGCGCAUUCCGCAACGGCUUCAAGGGAUUCUGCUCUGUGUUCGUCACGGCCGCUUUCUCCUUCUCCGGUACAGAGUUGGUCGGUCUUGCUGCCGCCGAGGCUAAGAACCCGGUCAAAACACUUCCCGGUGCCAUUAAGCAGGUGUUCUGGCGUAUUUCGCUCUUCUACAUCCUGGGCCUGUUCUUCGUCGGGCUGUUGAUCCCCUCCGACGACCCUGCGCUGCUCUCCGAAUCCGCCUACUCUGAUGUUAAGGCCUCUCCCUUCGUGUUGGUCGGCAAGUACGCCGGUCUCGUUGGCUUCGACCACUUCAUGAACGUGGUCAUCCUUGUCUCUGUCGUGUCGAUUGGUGUGUCUGGUGUUUACGGUGGUUCGCGUACCCUCACUGCUCUCGCCCAGCAGGGUUAUGCGCCCAAGAUCUUCACCUAUAUUGAUAGAUCGGGACGCCCGCUGCCUUCCGUGCUGGCUGUCAUCAUUUUCUCGCCCUUGGCGUAUAUCAACCUCAGCGCAAGCGGUCCUGUAGUGUUUGACUGGCUGUUGGCUCUUUCCGGUUUGGCUGCGGUCUUCACCUGGGGAUCCAUUUGCCUGGCGCACAUUCGCUUCCGCAAGGCGUGGGCCUACCACGGCCACACCGUCGACGAGAUUCCAUUCAAGGCCAUCGGUGGCGUUACCGGCUCCUGGAUCGGACUUUUCCUCUGCUUCAUUGUGCUUGCUGCUCAGUUCUACACUGCUAUCGCACCCCCUGGCACGACCGAGCUCAACGACGCUGAAGGCUUCUUCAAGUCGUAUCUCGCCCUUCCUGUCGUCAUUGUGUUCUGGCUUGGUGGUUUCUUCUGGAAGCGCACUGGCUGGCUCCGCACUGCCCAGAUGGAUGUCGACACUGGCCGACGUGAGCUUGACUGGGACGAGAUCCACGCAUACCGUGCACACAUCGCCUCGCUCCCCGCAUGGAGGCGCGCACUCCACAAGGUGUGGUAA
Messenger RNA from Colletotrichum abscissum, 1731 nucleotides. RefSeq names its product amino acid permease. The transcript is spliced from 4 exons. The coding region runs from base 1 to 1731 and encodes 576 amino acids. Gene Ontology annotation, biological process: amino acid transmembrane transport. Gene Ontology annotation, cellular component: membrane. NCBI's taxonomy places the organism in Eukaryota, Fungi, Ascomycota, Sordariomycetes, Glomerellales, Glomerellaceae. The record is from RefSeq and is a predicted model, not a curated record. Gene Ontology annotation, molecular function: amino acid transmembrane transporter activity.